This is a messenger RNA of Nematostella vectensis (starlet sea anemone), 2357 nucleotides long. RefSeq names its product inactive pancreatic lipase-related protein 1. The transcript is spliced from 11 exons. Gene Ontology annotation, molecular function: protein binding; triacylglycerol lipase activity. NCBI's taxonomy places the organism in Eukaryota, Metazoa, Cnidaria, Anthozoa, Actiniaria, Edwardsiidae. Bases 930 to 2291 code for a protein of 453 amino acids. Gene Ontology annotation, biological process: lipid metabolic process. The record is from RefSeq and is a predicted model, not a curated record.
UGUGUGUUCGCACCCCCUGGGUACGGGCCUGUUCCUGUAUAAGCACAAUACAAAUUCUUCAUAUUACAUCUUACAGUUUUAUCGUUGAAACCAUGCCUCUUCGAUUUUGUUUUUCACCUUAAAUAAUUACCACUACUGAAACUCAUUUUUAAGAACGUUUUCUUCCUGAUGAUAUUUACAUAGAGCCCAACGGCUGUGUGUGCUUCGGGCAUCAAUUAUAUAAAGAACAAAGCCUUAGGGUAAAGCACAUUUAAUAGAGGGGUGAAGAGUGGCGCCAAUGAUGCGCCCCGUGUGAGUGAUGGAAAGUUUGUUAUUUUGAGCAGCGCAUCUUUUGAGGGAACGCAGACAUCGCGAAACUCAACAUCUUCCCUUGUGAGUGAAAGUCUUCUCCCGUGUGGAUAUUGCUGAAUAUGUUGUACGAACAUUGCUUUCUCUCGUACAAAGAUCGUUCUCUUUUUUUCGUACUUUUUAUUCCUACCUAAUUUAAAGAAAUGAUACUUUAAAAAAGUAAAAACGUUUGAACUCUGACUCUUGGUGUCAACAGUACCUGCACACUUAUUUAGAUCUAAACGUUCUGCUAUACAUAAUGUCCAUGCCUUGUUUACUUCAGAAAUAUAAACAUUUUCAUCCUUCUUUUGGCUAAUUUAAAAUUUGUGUUCGUGUUGUCAAAUCCACAAUUGCCACGUUCUGCAGCUCUACAAACAUCAUCUUAUUAACGCUCGCUUGUGACAGUGUAGAUAAAAUAGUUAAAAAGAUUAAGUCAUCUGUGAUCGUCCCAUUCUGCCACUGCACGCUCUGGCAGUUCCAUUGCACUUUCUUUCUCCGCCACGGGAAUUUUACUAGCGGAUUUGUCUACAAAAAGUCAAGUUCAACUUAUGAGUUCAAGUUUGUUGCGGCUGAAAAAUAAUCGUAUGCUGAGAUAUUAAAACAUGCUGGUCCACAUUUCCAUCACUUUAUCAAUUCUUGGACUGGUCUCUUCAGACCAGGUCUGUUAUGGAAAGUACGGCUGUUUUAGCGACGCUUCUCCAUUCAGCCGCCCUUUCGUCCCGCUACCAGCCCCUCCUAGCAAAGUCGGCACCAGCUUUCAGCUAUUCACGCGUAGUCAUCCUCAUCUUGUUUCCAUUGACGACAGUGACGUAAAAAAGCUGAAGGCUUCGACAUACGACGGGAAAAAAAGGACAUUUGUCAUAGCGCACGGAUACACCGAGUCCGGCUCGACACCUUGGGUAGGACACAUGAGGCAAGCCCUUCUCCAGAAAGACGAUGUCAACGUCGUGAUCACAGACUGGGGGCCUGGGGCCGACGGGAUGUACUGGCAAGCUACUGCCAACACCCGAUUAGUGGGGGCACAGAUUGCAGAGCUGGUUAAGUUCCUGAACAAGCAGACCGGAAACACACCUUCUUCCUUCACGGUGAUUGGGUUCAGCUUGGGAGGUCACGUGGCCGGAUAUGCGGGAAGCCGGAUCAAGAAUACUACAGGACUGAAACUUGGCCGAAUCAGUGGUCUUGAUCCAGCCGGUCUGUACUUCGUGAACGAGCACGUGGACGUAAGACUGGACCCGAGUGAUGCUGAGUUCGUAGACGUGAUGCACACUGACAUGGAUUUUGCUGGAACAAGUACACAGAGUGGGCACAUUGACUUUUACCCGAACGGCGGCAAGAAUCAGCCGGGAUGCCGGGAUAUCGCAGACGGUCCCUCCAAUGCGCUCAAAUGCGACCACGUGCGUGCGCAUGACUAUUUCACCGAGUCCAUCACGUCCCAGUGUGCAAUGCGCGCUUUCCCAUGCGCCUCUAUGCACGACUUUGAGCGAGGGCUGUGCUUCGAUUGUGUCAACAAUCUGUGUCCGUCCGCUGGCUACAACGCUGUGAAGAGCAAAGGAAAGGCGAAAGGGAAAUACUUCCUCUAUACCAACAGGGAUGAGCCGUUUUGCGUUUUGCAUUGCCGGGUGACCUUCAAGACAGGAAGGAAGUGGUAUGGUGGCGGCACAUCGACUCCAGUCCACAUCGUGUUACAUGGAAGUACCGGAAGCCACAGUCUGAUCAAAUUCAAUGCACGAAACAUUCAAAAGGGAUCUAGUGAAUCGUUCGUUGCCCCAGUAACUACGGAUCUUGGACCGCUGACCAGUAUCGAUGUGCGCAAUAGGUUCUAUGGCGUUUUUCCCCCGUGGUACCUCGAGAAAGUCGUGGUUGAGCCCGCGGUUGGAAGGCAAAUGUAUAGUGGGUGUUUCAAAGCGAAAAUUGACGGAAAUGGCGUAGUUAGAAAACUCCAGCAGGGAGACCAAGCCUGCUAGUGUACCCAUGAAAAUGAUUCCUCCAAUGUCUUGUUUCUGGAUUAAAUAAAAAUUUCCAUUAUACAA